UUAUUUCGCUUGUAUUUAUGAUGUUCCAAAAUAAUAUAAUAGAACAGAAUAUAAUAACUUAAUUUUUCAUAGAGGAGACGUCAGUUGUGGCUAAUCGGACGAGACAGUAUACACAUGACAAAUACAAACGCUACAAGAUAUACAAGAGUAAUGCCGCUAUGCACGUGCAGAAAUAACAAAGCGGUCUUCUCAACCGUUUCGGUAAAAAGCUGAGGGAUGGGGCUGGAGAAAUGCAACCACUCUCAAAUUCAUAUAUAUAACUAUGGAUGCAAGGACUGACCAUGAUAUCAAAUUUAUAGUUUUGAGGUGGUAUAGUUUUUGUUUUUAUUAAUUUGUUUACAAACAUUGGAGUGAAACAAGCUUAUAUUGAUUGGGUGCGACAGUUGAAUUUGGCUCAUUGGGUCAAACGUUAUAUUCUUCAAGAAUCAAAUGGGCAAAUGUCAUUAAUUCAGAAGUCCAAAAAUGGAUGAAGCAACUGCAGAUUGCCCCUUUAAACACACUAAAAAUACGUACAGUCAUCAGGGUGAAAACUCAGGUCUUUAUCUCGUAAAACCAAGGCAGACACGAGUGGGCUAUCGGCAUCAGCAGCCUGUGGCUUUUUAAUAGAAAUGUAGUUAAUUGUGACUUUUGCCGGAACUAGCACGUCCGACUUGCUGCGAACUGGUUGAACGCUGGUUUCAAUCGCUGAUUGGCGCUUUAAUGUAUAAUUUAUUUUCCCCUCUUGCGUGCGCAGUUAGCCCAACCAGUCGGUAUCAUAGUCGUUUAUGGUAGCCCUUAUAUGUAGUCCAACAACGCCUCCCAGCGGUAACUUCUCGAACAGUAAAUGUGAUAAACGAGGAGGACUUUGUCAAGUAAAAAUUGGCGCAAGGCUGGUUUGUCUGGAGCGUUGGUGGGAUUAUUCUUGAUUUAGAGAGAUAUAACAAAAACAACGCUAAUGAUUUUGUCAGUAAACAAAACAACGAUUAAAUGAAUUAACGGUUUCAUUGUUGCUUUCAAAUUUUCUGCGCUGUAUGUUAGUCAAUGGUCUCCACCUUGGCUACAGUAAAUGCCCAGUGGAACCACUUUUAAUCUGAAUAUUUGCGCUUCAAGACCGUGUUGGCAUGUCACGAUUCCACAUCCUUUUCCUCUUCACGCUGACCUUUAUUAGAGAGCUGCUGGGACACAAUGAAGACUCUGGAACCACACUGCACAGCAGCUACAAUGAGGUUGUUCCAGAGGAGGAGUACUAUACUCCCAGACUGGACUACAGGAAUCCAAGAUGGUGUCACUUUUUGAGCCUGGCCAAUGGGGAUGUGACCUGCCACUCCCCCCGUGGAGGGAACUACCGCAGCACCCUCGGCACCCUCUGCGAGAUGACCUGUGACCGCGGCUACAAGCUGCUGGGCAGAACCUCUGUGCAGUGCAUGCCCAACCGACGUUGGUCUGGAACCAGUCACUGCCGCCAGGUUCGUUGCAACACGCUGCACCUGAUCUGGCACGGCACGUACCACUGCACCCAGGGAUACAUGGUGGACUCCAGGUGUGAUUACAUCUGUGAGCCGGGGUACCGGAUCGAGGGGGACCACUCUCGCACCUGUCUGGUUGGGGGGUCCUGGAGUGGGGCAGAGCCCAUCUGUGAAGAUCAUGAUCCUCCCAAAAUAAAGUGUCCCCUGUCUCGGGUGAAGGUCGCAGAGCCUGGGAAACUAACCGCCAGAGUGUCCUGGGACCCGCCGGUUGCCACGGAUACUGCUGAUAAAACAUUAGAUGUAACGCUGAUAGGCCAGCGGCCAGAUAGCAACUUUAAAGAGGGGAUAAACAUUAUCCGGUACACAGCACACGACCAAGCCAGGAACAGGGCUGCCUGCAAGUUCAUUGUUCGGGUUGAGGUCAGGAGGUGUCCAGUCCUCAAGACCCCUCUCCAUGGUUACCUCACCUGUGACUCUGACGGGAACAACUACGGGGCGGUGUGCGAGUACCACUGUGAUGGGGGCCACGAGAGGCGGGGGACCUCCCGCCGAGUCUGCCAGUUCGACCGCAGCUGGACUGAGGCCCCCGCCGACUGUGUCACAAUGGAGUUUAAAACAGACGUGAACACAGCAUCUGCCCUCCUGGACCAGUUCUAUGACAAGAGGAGGCUUCUGAUCGUGUCGGCACCUAACGUAGCCCAUGGAGACUACAAGCUCCAGAACCUUAUGGUGCAGAAGGCAGAUUGUGGUCUGGACCUACGACAAGUGACGGUGAUUGAGCUGCUAGGCUCCCCUCCUCGAGAAGUGGGCCGCAUCAAGGGACGUCACCUGGACACUGAGGUCAUCGAGGGUCUGAGGCAGGCUUUCAGGAUCUCCAGAUCCUACUUCAACAUGGUGCUGUUGGACAAGGAUGGUUUGGACCACGAGAGAUUCAUCACUCCCACCACAUCCGAUGAGCUCUUCUCAUACAUCGACGAUAACCUGUUGGAUGAAGAAGAACGACAUCGGCUGGAGUUGCACAGAGACUACUGUGACUAAGACAGUGGUUUGGGGAGGUCAGACACUUAUGUAGAUAGCGCAGAGGAAAAAGCUUUGCUAUGUAGAGAUACAAUCAUGGACACCAGGGUGGCCCAGAAUAGAGAGAGAAACAAGGAAACACACAGGUAACAGCUCUGGUAGUGAAAUGUUUCCACUGGCUGAUAGAUAAUGAUCUGAUAGAUUUAGAGAUAGAGGUAGCCUGUUUUUACAGGUCUAAAAGUAUAGAAACAUAUGUACGCAUCUUUUUUUACUUCACUACCCAUACUGCACUGUAACAAAUGCGGAUGAUUACAGGUUUAGGCAUUUCACAUAUUUAUUAGGUGAAUGAAUCAAAUUUGAUACAGUCAUAGAAGUGGAGGCUGCUGACGGGAGGACAGCUCAUAAUAACGUCUGGAACGGAGAGAGGAAUGGCAUCAAACCAUGCGUUUGAUACCAUUCCACUUAUUUCGCUCCAGUCAUUACCACGAUCCUGUCCUCCCCAAUUAAAGGUGCCACCAACCUCCUGUGAGCCAUAGUAAAAGCAAACUUGACUCAAGUUACAGUAUGAAAGAUAAUGACAUUUACUUUCAAAGGAUAGAGGUUGAGAAAUAAAAUUGGUCACUUUUAGUGCAACUGAUCAUAUUUACAUAUAUAUUUCAAUGUACUACAUGCUUGACAUCCCUAUCACAGGUACAGUAGUUUUCAUUUGAUUGCCGUGAAGCACCACACAAGAUAUGAUAUGGACCAAAAAUGGACACAAUUUUUCAGUGCCUUCGAGUGCAACAGAGAUUCAGCCUGAAACUGAAAACCCGGCAACCACCAUGAAGCACCCUAGUUAAUAAUGAAUGGUUUGCUGAUCAUGGAUGGAAUUUAGCUUGAAGAAAUAUGUGAAAAAAAAUGUCAAUUAAACAUGAGUUGUUGAAUUUGA
Messenger RNA from Oncorhynchus nerka (sockeye salmon), 3390 nucleotides. RefSeq names its product sushi-repeat containing protein X-linked 2 (gene srpx2). The transcript has 10 exons. The coding region runs from base 1101 to 2483 and encodes 460 amino acids. NCBI's taxonomy places the organism in Eukaryota, Metazoa, Chordata, Actinopteri, Salmoniformes, Salmonidae. Gene Ontology annotation, biological process: cell-cell adhesion; positive regulation of cell migration involved in sprouting angiogenesis; positive regulation of synapse assembly. Gene Ontology annotation, molecular function: signaling receptor binding. The record is from RefSeq and is a predicted model, not a curated record.